Messenger RNA from Talaromyces proteolyticus, 1495 nucleotides. RefSeq names its product FAD dependent oxidoreductase. Gene Ontology annotation, molecular function: saccharopine oxidase activity; sarcosine oxidase activity; flavin adenine dinucleotide binding. Bases 109 to 1404 code for a protein of 431 amino acids. NCBI's taxonomy places the organism in Eukaryota, Fungi, Ascomycota, Eurotiomycetes, Eurotiales, Trichocomaceae. The record is from RefSeq and is a predicted model, not a curated record. The transcript has 2 exons.
GCUACCGGCAAGGCUCCCGGGCGAUUUUAUUCUAGAUAAAUGUGCAUACCAUUGCCCGUCUAUAGUGUAUGUCAACAUUUUCAACGUUAAUUCCAAAUUCAACCCACCAUGGUCUCCAAAAACACCCCUAUCAUAAUUAUUGGAGCCGGCGCAUUCGGCCUCUCCACGGCCCUUCAUCUCGUCCGGAGCGGAUAUAGCAACAUCACCGUUUUUGAAAAGGAUGAUCAAAUCCCCCCAGUCUACUCGGCCGCCAAUGAUCUUAAUAAAAUCGUUCGCGCUGAAUACGAGGAUCAGUUUUACACCGAUUUAGCCAUUGAAGCAGUUCAAGCUUGGAAAACACCACUCUUUGCCCCGCAUUUUCACCAAACCGGUUUCCUGCAUUGCGUCUCCGGAAAUGCGCCGGAUAAAGCAAAAGACACAUUGAAGAGAUUUCAAGAUGCUUCUAAUAACCACCCUUAUCUCAAACCGCAUGUCGUGCCAUUGAACGGAAAACAUGAUAUUCGUCAAUUGUUCUGGCAGUGUAAUGGCCAGGUACCGGGGUGGAAAGGAUACAUGAAUCGGUUUGAUGGGUAUGCGCAUUCAGCAAACGCACUAGCUGCCGUACACAGGGAAACACAAGCUUCUGGCGUAAGAUUUUUCCUUGGUGAACAUGGAACAAUUUCACGUAUCGUGUAUAAGGACGGAAAGUGUACCGGGGUUAGGACGAAGAGCGGUAAAUUCCACGCUGCUGAGCUGGUUAUAGUGGCUGCAGGUGCUGCAGCCGCCAAGCUGGUCCCUGAAGUAGGAAGUCAGGUCGUCGCAAAGUCUUGGUCUAUUGCACAUGUACAUCUCACGGACGAGGAGACAUCGGCGUUGCGAGGUAUUCCUGUCACAUACGCCCGGGAUCUAGGGUUCUUUUUCGAGCCUGAUCCGAAGACAAACCUGCUGAAGUUGUGUCCUAUGGGAGGUGGGUAUAUCAACACUGACACAAAAACAGGGGUAUCGCACGCUCCUGAAUCUCUAGAGACUAGUGCAUUCAUGCCGCAUGAGGAUGAACUCCGAGUGCGUCGACUGCUUGCGCACACGCUGCCGAAGUUGGCGAAUAGACCGCUUGUGCGGAAGUCUCUGUGUUGGUUUGCAGAUACAAAAGACUCGGACUUUAUUAUUGAUUAUGUGCCGAAUACUGCAUCGUCUGUUGUGUUGCUUUCUGGGGACUCGGGACACGGGUUUAAGAUGUUCCCGAUUGUAGGUGACUGGGUGAGGGUGUUGCUUGAGGCACCGGAUAAGAAGCAGGCUAUUGCUAGAUGGCGGUGGAAGGAAUCUAAUGCAAAAGAAGAGAAGGAGAAUUGGGGUGGAGAUGUGAGCUGGAGGCUAGGAGAGUCGAGGGAAUUGAAGGAUAUUCUUCCGGGGAAGACAAAGCUGUGAUUCCUUUAUAGCUAUCUGAAAUUUGCGUGCAUCUUAUAUUAUUCAUUACAUGAACAGCGCAUUUGCUCGAAACUAAUUUGACUAGUACCCA